UUGCAGCAGGCCCUACUGCAGCAGCAGAUAGAAAUAACAAUGGAAAUCAUUCGAUCUUUAUACUCGACUGUUUACUGUCAAGCUCAUUCACAAGCAAAUGGACUUUUACUGGCAGGAAAUAAUGAAGGAAAAAUAUUGGUCUAUAACAUAGAGUGUCUAUUGGAGCGUGAGGAGGGAGGUGGUGUCAGUGGUGAGCGUCCAGAGGGGCCAAGUGUUGCUGUCAAUGCAUCUCUUCAUCCAGUAUACAGCAUGGUAUCCUCCCCAGCCUUUGCCAUCACAGGAUCUUCUGGCUCUUUGGCUGGCUGGAGAUGGAGUGACCUAAAGGAACUGGAUGAAGCUGUCUCACCAGCAUGGACCAUAGCCCUUCAGGGUGAUCAAUCCAACUUUGGGACUCCAGAAAUCAAUGGCUUAUCGUACAAUGCCGAGUCCAACUUAAUAUGGGCAGCAUGUGGUGACUGGAAGGCCCGAGGAUAUGACAUGGAGACAGGCAGACUUAUUUCCACUCUUGAUGCUCACAAGGAUUAUGUACAUCAAGUUGCUGUCAGUGGGAGCAGUGGCGUAGUGUCAUGUGGUGAAGAUGGUGCUGUUCUUGUAUGGGAUUGCCGGGCGCCCAGGGUGCCAGUCAUGACAAUUGUUCCUUCACAGCAGACCUCUCUGGCCAGACCGAAUCUGGGCAAGUUUGUGCGUUGCGUGGACACCGCUGGUGGCGAGUGGCUUGUGUGUGGUGGUGGCCCUUCCGCUGGCGUCUUCCACCUGCGCUCAGGCGGCCUCGUGGCGACCCUGCCGCCCAGCGACGCCCUCACGCCCGUCACCGUCGCUCAGUUUACCAGACAAGACCAGGCCUCCAGUAUCGUUACGGCAGGAUGCGAUGGUGGUGGCGUGAGCGUGUGCAGUUUGUCCGGCCAGGUGACGGCACAGCUCCCUGCCGUCGCCCGAUGUGUCUACUCCGUCGCCGCCUCCUUCGACAAACACACUCUGAUGAGCGUUGCUGGGACGGGGAGUAGAAUCGACAUCUGCUUGAACCUGAGCUACAGAGACCACUCGCUCAGCACCGUCUUGGACUGAGCGCCUAUUAUGUCGUUAAUAUUACCGCCAUAUUUUGAACCCCUUGAUGAGAUCAGCGACCAAGCAAGCGAUAAUUUCUGCUGUAUCCUCGUGGCUUAUCCAAUGAGGCUGGAAUGAGGAAUCUGUGAUAUGCUUUCGUAAUGGAACCCAGCCUUACAUUUUAAUUUAAAAUUUUCAAUCAAUUUUUAAUUUAAUAUUAUUCAAGCGAAAGUCUUCUGAUGAAUGUGAAUGGUGGUUCAUCAUUGAAUAACAAUUUUUGAACGAAUCAAGGUAGGAUGCGCCUAAAUACAGAACGCUGAAAUUUAAGAUUCUAACCUCACAACUUCAAGGCUUGUGGCUACGUUCACUAGUCACAGUUUCAUGUGUUACCAGGGCUAGAUCUAGUUUUUGAGAUAAAAAAAACAUCAUACUUUGCUCAUAUUUUUUUUUACAAAUGUCGAUGGUGACAGUCCGAACUGCAACUAAUGCGAGACUCUCGAUUAAUAAACAUACUAUAACAA
Hyalella azteca is the source of this 1565-nucleotide messenger RNA. RefSeq names its product THO complex subunit 6 homolog (gene thoc6). Gene Ontology annotation, cellular component: transcription export complex; THO complex. Gene Ontology annotation, biological process: mRNA export from nucleus. The transcript has 9 exons. Gene Ontology annotation, molecular function: protein binding. The record is from RefSeq and is a predicted model, not a curated record. Lineage: Eukaryota; Metazoa; Arthropoda; Malacostraca; Amphipoda; Hyalellidae. Bases 40 to 1065 code for a protein of 341 amino acids.